UCAGCGCACGUCAGGGCCGAGCCCCUCGCCCUCCCUCCGUCCGCGGGAUCUGCCGUCCCGCCGCUCCCGCUCCCCUCGUCCCGCCUUGGGCUCCCGCAGCCGCCGCCCCCGCCCGGCCCAGCCCGCGACCCCGCUCCGCUCCCCGAGAGCYGCACAGCGCGAAGAUGGCGGCGUUCAAAUUCCUCCUGCCGCCCCUCGGCCGCCGCAUCCUCCUCCCCGCCGCUCGCAGGGCUGAGAUUUGUGGAUGCUAUUUUUCUACCAGCUGUCAUCGCAACACCAAAUUUUACACUGAUCCGGUUGAAGCCGUAAAAGAUAUACCCAAUGGGGCAACUAUACUUGUUGGGGGUUUUGGAUUGUGUGGAAUUCCUGAAAACCUCAUUGGGGGUUUACUGAAGACUGGAGUAAAGGGAAUAACWGCAGUCAGUAACAAUGCUGGUGUUGACAAUUUUGGACUUGGUCUUCUGCUUCAGACCAAGCAGAUAAAACGCAUGGUGUCAUCAUAUGUUGGAGAGAACGCUGAAUUUGAACGCCAAUAUUUAUCUGGUGAGCUUGAAGUCGAGCUGACACCACAGGGUACACUCGCUGAACGUAUUAGAGCAGGAGGAGCAGGAAUCCCAGCAUUUUACACCAGCACUGGCUAUGGGACUCUGGUGCAGGAAGGGGGUGCACCCAUCAAGUACAACACAGAUGGCACCAUUGCCAUUGCCAGCCAGCCAAGAGAGGUGCGAGAGUUUGAUGGCCGUCACUUUAUUCURGAGAAAUCGAUUACCGGAGAUUUUGCUCUUGUGAAGGCAUGGAAGGCUGAUCGUGCAGGAAACAUAAUUUUCAGGAAAACUGCAAGAAACUUCAACCAACCUAUGUGCAAAGCUGCAAAGACAACUGUGGUAGAGGUAGAAGAAAUUGUUGAUAUAGGAGCAUUUGCCCCAGAAGACAUUCAUGUUCCCAAAAUCUAUGUUGAUCGCCUGUUACAAGGAGAGAAGUUUGAGAAGAGAAUUGAACGCUUAUCAAUUCGAAAGCCUGAUGACUCGAAAGCCAAAGAAAAAAAAGGAGAUAACGUGAGGGAGAGGAUCAUCAAACGAGCUGCUUUAGAGUUUGAGGAUGGCAUGUAUGCUAAUCUGGGUAUUGGAAUCCCACUGUUGGCCAGUAACUUCAUCAGUCCGGACAUAACUGUUCACUUACAGAGUGAAAAUGGAGUCCUGGGUUUGGGUCCUUAUCCACUUGAAAGUGAAGUAGAUCCAGAUCUGAUUAAUGCAGGUAAGGAGACAGUCACUGUUCUUCCAGGUUCUUCCUAUUUCUCUAGCGAUGAAUCAUUUGCAAUGAUAAGAGGAGGCCAUGUCGAUUUGACAAUGCUUGGAGCAAUGCAGGUGUCUAAAUUCGGUGACCUGGCCAACUGGAUGAUUCCUGGCAAGAUGGUGAAAGGAAUGGGGGGUGCCAUGGACCUGGUAUCCAGUGCACAGACCAAAGUGGUUGUCACCAUGGAGCACUCAGCCAAGGGCAAUGUCCAUAAAAUCUUGGAAAAAUGCAGUUUGCCACUUACUGGGAAACAGUGUGUUGACCGCAUCAUUACAGAGAAGGCAGUGUUUGAUGUGGACAAGAAGAAGGGAUUGACUCUCAUAGAAAUCUGGGAAGGACUGACAGUGGAUGAUAUCAAGAAAAGCACUGGCUGUGACUUCGCAGUUUCGCCAAAACUUAUACCAAUGAGGCAGAUUUAAAUGUGAAAUACAGACUGGGCUAACUCACAAGAACGCUUAUUUCCACAUGGAAGAAAUUGAUGACUGUCUUGCAAUUUUACUUUUUUUUUNUUUUUUUUUUUUUUUUUUUUUUAAAGGGCUUUGUAAGUAGUUUCUGGAUAGUUAAACUCAGGCUGUGACUAUAAGUCUAAAAUUGUAUUCUGCUUUCAUAACAUUACCAAUUUUAAUGGAAUGGUGAAUAUAUUCUCGAAGUUUUGAAUCAUGUUAUAGUAAAAUGUUAAUGAUCAUUGUAAAAAAGAAAAAGAAAAUGCCUUGUAGUUUCUCUGCCAAAUACUAGGUUUUUUUUUACACAGAAUUAGAAAACAACUGUGCAAASUUAUGAUUGCCUCUGUGUUUCCUGAUACAUGUAGCUCUGGAACUACAGCACUUAUCAUGUCCAUUCUCCUGUAAAGGUGUGGGUUUUUCUUUUCUGGAGUGGUUUAUAACAAAUAUAUGUAUCUGUAGAGAGACAUUGGGAAUAUGGACUUUGCUUCUCCUGAACCUUUUCAUCACUCUGUAACAAAAUUGUUUAAACCAGUGGUAAUAAUUGGGACCUAAAUGCAUCUGCUGUGUCUGUGGUGUGUUUCUGUUGGCAUUAAGAGGCCUACACCUCCCAAAGUCCAACAGUAACCCUUUAUAUUUCAAUAAUACAAACUAGAAAGUGGCUAGAGUGAAGGAGAAAGAUUAAAAAGUGUCCGUCCUCAUGCAGACAAUUAGUAGCUGCACAAUUUCCCACAUGAACUGCUCUCAUUCCCCAGAUAUAAUAAUUCUCCCCAGCUCCCAGUUAAAGGCAAGUGAAUAUUGUUUCUGGAGUCACAUCCGUCCUUCCAGUGUUGAGAGAAACAGGRGAAGAGAAGGUUGUGGACACCGUGAAGAUUCUUCUAGAGGGAGUACAGAUGGUUAAGGGUAAAGCAAUAGGUUUGCACCACUUGUCAAUCAAGGCAUCAGCAAAAGAAAAGAGUUUGGAAUCCAAUUUCAUAACUAGAAUGAACGCCUUGAGACAAUCAAAAUGAAAAGACAUUAUCUCAGAGUCAUUUUAAUGAAGAUCCUCUUUUCCCUGUUAAUUUUAAAAUCAUUUCAAUAUUUUGUUACUUUUGCAAAUAGUUAAUAGAACAGCAUUGGAUCUCACAGACCAARUACAGUAAGUCUUUAUCAUACAGAGCAUGAAUUGACUGGAAAUCGACAUUUACUAAAAUAGUGUUCUUUCCAAUAUAAUGGUUUCUGUCAUUUCUGUCAUUUGUGUAAAUAGGAGCAUGUAAAACACUUUAGUUAAAAUAAUUCCUGACAUAGUGUUUUGACAUCAGGACUGGAGCAUAUGAAGUGACUGAAAAACAAGUAAAAUGUAGAUGCACAAGAAAAAGUGUGCAGAAUGCCUAUCACACUUGUAAAAAGCAUGUUAAGCCCAUUAUAUAGAAAAGCAUUCUAGUACUAAGAGAAUAAGACAUUCACYAUAUGUAUGUUGUGGAAGGAAUGUAAUACAUUUCUUGGGGAACCAGAUAGAAAAAUUGUGCAAUAUUUAGCUCUUGUACUAGCCUUUGUUCUAAGUUUUUCCAUUCUAAAAUAAGAAAUGCUUCACUUCAUGGAACAGUUACAAAACUUGUCUUGAUACACACAUAGGUUUUACAGCAGUAAAACUGCUUUGAUURGAGGUAUUAUUUUGUACAGUUACAUUUACCCUAAACAAUUCUUUGGUAUUUUCUUGUCAAUACCAUAACAGGCUAUCCUUCGCACCAGAAAGAAAUAAACAAAAUGCCUUUGUGAACGCCAUUAUGCCAGUAUAAUUCCCAUAAUACUGAGCUGUGACUUGAACUCAGUGGUUUCUAAUUCCAUUUCAUAGCCUGAAUGGGUAGGCAAGACCUCCUGAUGCUGAGCCCAUGGGAAGGGAAUGUGUUGUACGAAGACCAAUGCUGAUUUCACAAUUAAUGUAUACAAGUGAUUUGUUUGAUAGGUAAUUUGCACUGCAGACUUGAAACUACAUUUAUCAUAGUGCUACAACUAACAGCAUGCUAGUUUUCAUGUUUCCUCUAUUUAGGCUAUUUAGGUGUACUCCCUGUGUUACUCACUCAUUUCAAACAAGUUAAGUUUUGCCAUUUUUAUUGUUGUGGAGCUGGACUGAAGUUCUGCUCACAGAGGUUUAGCAGAUUAAAAAUCUGUAUAUACUAAAACCACAGAAUUUUAGCUCACUGUAAACAGUUUCACUUUGGGAUAGAGCAGUCCCAAGGCCUCUUCCUUAAUCCAUGAAGACACUUCAGUGACAGYUCUGACCCUUGUGGUGCUGUACACAACAAAAGGUGUCUGUCUUUUCCUUCGGGGCCGAGAUGGGUGAAGAACUACUCUGAGGGAAUGGGUGUAGUCCCUGAACGUGUUUUGCUCAUCUUUACUCAAAGCUCUCAUAAAGAGUACCCAAAAUGGAUGUUGUGGUUAGGGGAGGAUUAUAAAAACUAUUAUACAGGGGAAGGCAGUUACUAUUAACUUAUCCAGAGGAAAAAAAACCCACAAAAAAAAAACCCCAAAAGACCAAAGAACACAAACAUUUAAAUAGAAGGGCAAGUCUUAAAUCUUUAAAUGAAAGUACUGAUCUAUUGGAAUUACCUAUGCUACAUUAUUUGUAGGACUGAUAAUUACAGUGAACAUUUACAUAUCUGUUAAGUACAGUAGGAGUGUCUGAGGGUAGGAUCAGGUGUACGCUGCUUCUGCCAUAGAACUUCGCUUUGCUGGCACACGCACAGAAGCCAUUGUUGUCAUUAACACAUGGCUAUAAACAGACUAAUGACCUGGUAAUGUCUGGGAGUUUAGCACCUUGGUUUCUGAAUCAAAGAGUUAGGAGCCAAGAACUCCUGAUUUCCAGCUUUUCUGGUUCUCCACUUACUGCCUUGUGGAAAGUCAGUUGUGUUCUCUGCCUUGUCUCCUGUUGCUGGAAAAGGGGAUGUUUUUCCGCCUACCUCACAGGGAUGUUGUGAGGAGCAAGAAGCUAAGGUUUGUGCACGAGGUUAUUUGUUUCUCUUCCACUUGAUCAGGUGUGAAAGAGUACUUGAAGGCUGUCAUAUGUGCUGUACAUUUGAGUUGUGUCUUAUCUGUGUCAGUGUUAAUGCAAGAGAGCAAAGUACAUGGUGCUGAAAACUGGGGAUAAAAGGAGAACAGGCUCUCUCCAUAUACAGCAAUGAUGCUGUAGCAACAGGAGUCAAGAUACAUAGUCACACAUGAAUUUUUUAUCUUGAGGACAAUAGUUUGUGGUAAAAUAUUGGUAUUGUUAUGAAAAUGUCAUGAGUCCGCACAAGCUAAUUGCAACGUGCUUUGAAUCCACUUUUAAAAUGAAUUUGUUAAGCUGGAAUAAAAAUUAAAGCACUCCUAAGUAUUUCCCUCUCUGUGGACACAAGUGUGGUUCAUAGGUAAGGUAUACUCUGAGCAAUAGUUGCAAUAGUUAGUAUUGCAGGGAUGAAGGUUGAUUGGGACUGAAAUCAUUCCCUGCUUGACAGCACUUCACAAGACAAGGACAGCUGACACUCUUUGUCCUGAAGAAGAUGAUGAUUCCACUAUAUUAUUCUAUUGGACUUCACUUUAUACUUUAUUGGGUUUUUGUCCCUGAAAAAAGAAAAAAAUACAGAAAAUGUAGUUGUACUGUAAACUCUGCAAACUAAACAUCAAAGUCCUAUGUAUUUGCAAAACAAUCAAUAAAGAUUUAAA
Molecule: messenger RNA, 5414 nt
Organism: Malurus melanocephalus (red-backed fairy wren)
Lineage: Eukaryota; Metazoa; Chordata; Aves; Passeriformes; Maluridae
Gene: OXCT1
Product: 3-oxoacid CoA-transferase 1
Exons: 17
Coding region: 165-1712 (515 amino acids)
Biological process (GO): ketone body catabolic process
Cellular component (GO): mitochondrion
Molecular function (GO): succinyl-CoA:3-oxo-acid CoA-transferase activity
Source: RefSeq, a predicted model, not a curated record